Drosophila sulfurigaster albostrigata is the source of this 1049-nucleotide messenger RNA. RefSeq lists its product as uncharacterized. NCBI's taxonomy places the organism in Eukaryota, Metazoa, Arthropoda, Insecta, Diptera, Drosophilidae. The transcript is spliced from 4 exons. The coding region runs from base 379 to 957 and encodes 192 amino acids. The record is from RefSeq and is a predicted model, not a curated record.
UUUUUAUAAAAAGUUCAACUGAGUCAACUGCUCAAAGAGUGAAAAGUUCAUUCUGAAAUAUGCAGAGAUCUGGCAACAUUGGCUUGGAGUAACUGCUACUUUUAAAGAAAAUUACAAGAAAUGUUAAUUAUUUAUAGUGAAAUUGGCAACUCUCACCACAAAUGUUGAUUGUGUCAUUCUAGCACAUUUGUGAUCUAUCAUUUUGCAUUAAGUAGCGCAUUUAUUUAAAAUUGUGAGUAUAACUGAUGUCGAGGGAGAGUUUUUAGCGGAAGCCGUAAUUCCUUUUCCAGUUUCAUGGGACUUCAAUUUCAUAUUAUCUGGCAUCUCUUGAUUGAUAUUUAUUGAUUUAGUGCGUAGAAAGAAGGAAAAGUUGUGAAAAUGGUGAAACUGUUGGAAAAAGCCGGUUGCAUGCAACUCCGCACAGCUGGAAUAUGUAUUGGCUGGCUAGGUGUGGUUGGCAGCGUUUUGUUUUUCAUUUGCUCGGUCGUUGUUAUUGCAAAUUCCGGUCAGAACCUUGAUGGAAUGCUAAAGAAAACUGGAUUCGAACAGGAAUCGCAUGGAACAAUUAAGCAAUUUAUUCUCCUAUUCGCCUAUAUCUACAUGGGUGCUUCAUUCUUAAGUUGCGUGGCAUCAGGAUUACUCAUUUUCGGUACAAUGAGGGACCGGCAUUUGAUGUUAUUGCCUUGGUUGACAUUCAGUGGCCUUGGCGUUGCUUCCAGUUUUAUAAAUUUGUUGAAUGCCGCGAGUGGCUUUCUUCAAAGCCCAAAGGGCGGUUUCGAUCUAUGCCUUGCAUCGUUUACUUGGGUUGUGCAGACCUACUUGUACUUAGUAAUUUACUCACUAUACAAAAAUAUUCAAACGAAAAACGAAAACGGUCGCGAUUUAGUUCCAUCUACAGAAGCAGCAAUACCAUUGCAACAAAACGUUCCCGCUUGUGGCAACUAUUAUAAGGCCUAAGUUCGGGGAAGCCCCAUACAUCCUGCAUUUGCAUGCAAUAUAUGGAUGUUAAGCAAUCGGGUUUCUCAACACGAUAAAAAAAAAUUUCGAAU